Messenger RNA from Scylla paramamosain (green mud crab), 10754 nucleotides. It is a transcript of the gene POSH, whose product is annotated as E3 ubiquitin-protein ligase SH3RF1-like. Bases 912 to 4019 code for a protein of 1035 amino acids. The record is from RefSeq and is a predicted model, not a curated record. The transcript has 17 exons. NCBI's taxonomy places the organism in Eukaryota, Metazoa, Arthropoda, Malacostraca, Decapoda, Portunidae. Gene Ontology annotation, molecular function: protein binding.
AUUAACUAAAUCCAACGCCUCAGCCCCUGAACUUAGUGCGGCAACUGUCGAUAGCGGCUCUCUCCCGUGGAGAUGAUUAAAGACGCAUUUACCAAUUCUGCUUCAAAUCUAACGCCUUUAAAUAGCCUCUUCUUAACACAGGAACUAUAUUAGAAGUGAAAUUGUGGCUAUUAUGUGGAGAAAUGUCCUUCGCUUACUAUAAGAGAAAGUUGAGAGUUAGACAGCUGGUGACUGCUGCUCAGCUGUGCCAUCCAAGAAAUGUUGCUACUUUAUUCCUCGUGGCGAAUUUUUAACUUCAUUACGAAAACUUGUCAGAAAAACGAGGGCGAGACAUAACAGCUGCUGACUGGUUCCAAGACUUGGUGCCUCUUAAUCCUUGAAAAUAAUCCUGACUAAUGCGAAGACCACAAUUUAUCAUACCCACGAAUAGAAAAGCAUGUGAUAAUACGAUGAUAACUUUGCAAUCCCACUGAGAAUUAAAAUAGCUUUCCUGACGUGAAGUCAUAAGUCAAAAUAAACCAAUACGAGCAUCAAAAUACAUUAAUCGACAUAUAACCCUAAACUCAUAUGCGAGAAUCACUAACAGGAGGCCAAAAAUAGGACACCCUUUUUACCUCCACGACCUUUUUGUGACCUUAAUGACCUCCAUAUACCCUUAAGGAGCAUGGACUCUGACGUCCUGGAAGCACCUGUGUCCCUGGAAUGUCUCUGGAGCAUCCUGGAAGGGGCGCCGUGAACUGGAACACCCUGACUUAACUCCAACCUGCAGCUGAUCUGCUGACUGACUGAGGAACCCGGUCGGAGUCCGUGACCUACUCGGUUCCUUUAAAUUUGCCGAAAUACCACUGAAUCUUAAUUUUAAUGUUCCAAAGUAAGAUGGGGCUGUGAGGAGUGUGGUGAGGCAGCGCAGGAUGGAGCAGCUGCUGCUGAGUGAUGCCUUGGAGUGUUCAGUGUGUCUGGAACAGCUGGGGUCCAACUCACGUGUUCUGCCAUGCCAGCACACAUUCUGCAGGCGUUGUCUGGAUGAUAUUGUUGAAACCCACAAGGAGCUGCGGUGCCCAGAAUGCCGGGUGUUGGUGGAGGCCGCGGUGGACGAGCUGCCACCCAACAUCCUGCUGAUGAGGAUCCUGGAGAGCAUGAAGAGUGCACCUCGCCCUGCCCUGAGCCAGCCCAUCAAGCCGAGCCAGACCGUGCCUCACCCCAGCCAGCCUCCCGGCAGAUCAGACCCCCAUGACGGCCCUCCUCUCACUCAGGCACCCCCUCCUCCCACCAUCCAGUCUUUCCAAACCUCCAUUGCGUACACUGGCACUGAUUCCACACAUGGCUUCACUGGAGGAGGAGGAGGGGGUCACAGUGGGCCAUUUGGGGGAAGUGCACUCAGCGGGACCACUUUAGGGGGGUACAGCGGCUCUCUAGGGAGGGAGGGAAGCAUUGGGCAUGGAGGCUUUAAUGCUGGGGUCACCUCCCUAGGGAACCUCAGCAUCAACCUGACCCCUUCCACCCAGAGCUCCCAGCACUCCCCACUCCCUCUCACCACUCACAGACAGACAAGCCUUCAGCCAUGUGCAAAAGCACUUUACAACUAUGAGAGGAAGGAAGCAGGAUCUGGUUACAGAGACCUGAGCUUCAAGAAGGGAGAUGUGAUAAUACUCCGGAAAAAGAUAGACUCAAACUGGUAUGAGGGAGAACUUAACAACCAGGUGGGAUUCUUUCCUGCCUCUUAUGUUCAGGUCAUCACUCCACUACCAAGUCAUAUUCCACAGUGUAAAGCUCUCUAUGACUUCAAGAUGACAAAUGAUGAGGAGAGAGACUGCCUGACUUUCAACAAGGGCGAGAUUCUAACAGUGCUGCGGCGAGUGGAUGAGAACUGGGCUGAGGGGAAGCUUGGUUCACGCAUUGGGAUCUUUCCGCUGUCCUUUGUAGAUCUGAACAGUGCUGCCAAGGCCCUCAUGAAGCUCUCCCUCAACUCACAACAGGGCCCCUCGCGUGUUGCUCCUCCAACUCCUACUAGGUUAGAGGGGGAACCUGCCACACCCUUAAUUCUGAGCGAGGGUCCUGGCAGCCACCCUCCCUCAACACAGCCACAACAACAUGUCCCUCUUCAGAUAGAGUCAUCAUCCUCAUCAUCAUCUGUGGUGACCAGCCCUGACCCUUCCCUGCCCUCACCCACCACCUCAGCUUCCCCACCUAACAUUGGCCCUUCCCCCUCCUCCCCUCUAGUACAAUCUUCAGCUGUAGCCCCUCUCCUGCGGGGCCCAAGCAAGAGGCACCAGCGGGAGAAGAGGCACAGCUUUACUGCCGUGCGCACCACCCAGAACCCCAGCCCCCCGCGAUCUCCUGCCUCCCCUCAAAGGCAUUCAGUGGAGAUCAUAAGCCCCACUGAGGAGAACACCAGCCCGGGCAGCACCACUGCCCCCACCAAUGGUAAUGGCAAUGGUCUGGUGCCUCAGGGCCCGAGUAGCCUGGAAGAGACAGUGGCCGGAGGGGAAGUGACCACCCCACCUGAAUCCAUGGGCUCCCCUCGCCUCCGUACCUCUACUCAGUCCUCAACCCCACCCAUGUCUUCCUCCACUCCUCAAGUCAAUGCAACGACCUUUUAUGUGGCACUGUACUCUUACCGUGGACGCAAGGCUGACGAGCUGGAGCUGAAGAAGAGCCACAUCUACACUGUCACCGAGAAGUGUCAGGAUGGCUGGUUCAAGGGCCGCUGUAUCACCACAGACCGCACUGGUGUCUUCCCAGGAAACUAUGUCCAAGUUGCCAAGCCACAGAUGAUAUCAGCGUACCUGGCCAAGCGCAAUGCCCGCAGCUCCUCCACCAACCACAGCGAGGGCGGCAGCGGUGGUGGCUCCCAGUCGGGGUCGUCCAGUGGGUCAUCCUCGGUGCCUCAGACGGGAGUGGUGAGCUACACACGGCCGAGACCAAACCUGAGUGGUGGUCCGGAUGGAAGGAACUCCGAUGGGUCUCGCGGUGAGAACACAAGUCUCCUGGACACACCGGUCCACUCUAUGGUUCCCACUCUCUCUCCAACUCACUCAUCACCGCAUGCAGGGUCUCUCUCCCCAGGGGCGGCUGGAGGGCUGAUGGGAGGCAGUCCACCGUGCCUACCCCCAGAGCUGCCCCCAAGGUCUGUUAGCUCUGGCACAGAGACGUCCUCGGCUCACCGCACAAGUGGCCUCACCUCCUCCUCAUGGCACCCUUCCUCCCAGACACCUCAGGGCUUCAGUGUCAACCAGAGGUCUGUUAGUGGGAUUAGCAAUACUGUAUCACCACCUCCAAACAUUGCCCUGGGUGAGAACAGCUCAGUCGCCACCAGCAGCACAACCCCAGCCAAGGUGGAAAGGGUACGUCGAGGACUUGAGAAAAGCACAAAGGACAGAGGUAGCAGUGGGGGCAGUGGUAUGAGUCUGAUGCGCAAGUUAGCAAGCAGUGGCAAGAAGAAAAGCAAGUCUCCUCCCCCAUCCUACUCUAUGGAUAACCCUGUGUUUGAGGACUCCACUGUGUCCACCAAUGUCCUGCAGCACGUCCAUACAAGGUCAGGGUCUUGUCCGGGCACUCUGGUAGGUGGGGGUGCUGGAGGUGUCUUGGUGACAGGCAUAGGCUUUGGUCCAAACUCUCGCCUUCGUGCUGCGGGGGGGUCCUGCCGUGUUAGGUCCCGAGACAGGCCUAAUGUCUUCUUGUCCAACCUGAUGUUGCGGGGAAGGAGUGGAAGUAACCCAGACACGACUGGCGUUGGGGUGUCUUCUUCCCCACUGUCCUCCUCCCCGCCACCAGGCACACAGGGCAACACAGACUCAGCCACAGACACACCACGCCGCAAAAAGCAGCCAGCACCACUCGUCCGGGAGAGGUUCCGAUGCAUCGUGCCAUACCCCCCCAACAGUGAAUAUGAGCUGGAACUGCAGCUGGGGGACAUUAUUUACGUUCACAAGAAGCGGGAUGAUGGAUGGUACAAAGGGACUCUCCAGCGCACCGGCAAGACUGGCCUCUUCCCUGCCAGUUUUGUUGAUUCCUGUUAACCUGCGGUGAUGGUGAGACUGACUCUGAUGCUCACAUGUCAUGAGCAAGACAUAAGUGGUCCUUAUGCUGUAAUGGAAAAUGUUCCUUACAACCUGUGACUGCCUUAUCACUCUGAAUUUUGACAUAGGACCAUUUCUCUAAUAUCUAAGUAGAAAAGUUUUCUUGCUCUGAUUUUAUGCAGACUGCACAAAAUGACGUGUGAGGUGAGGUUGUGGCUGACACAUCUGGUUUACACACCACCCAAAGCACUGUGAGGAAGGCAGUAGUGGCCAGGUGCAGAUGACUGGCUGGAGUCAGACUGCAGCCCAGUGCAGACUAAUGCUAGGUCUAAAAGACUUAUUCAUCAGAAAGAUGAACAAAAAUAAUCUACAUUUACUUGAUAUAUUGAUAUGAAAGGUUCAUGGAUCCUUUCAUUCUGACUGCUGGAAGCUUCUGUGUACAUGAAGAAUCUGCUAGAAGUAACUACUUAACAUUAGAGUACGUAGUAAGUGAAGCCAUUGAAGACUUGGGAGACUCUUCACAAAUUACUUGUUGUUUAUUUACAGUACUCUGAAAUGGUGCUUGGAAUACCAGCUACCUUCUAAGGGUGUAGGGUUACUUGGUGAUGGUAGGAGGCCGGUGGUGCCCCCUGGUGUGCCUGUGGUGCUGCUGGAGUCUGUGGAGUCGGUGGUGCCUGGGCAAGCAGGGGACAGAGGGGGAGGGACAGGGGGUGCUUCAUGUGUCAGGUAAACUUGUUGACAAAUUGCUUAAUGUAGUUUAUUUAUAUGUAUAUUUGAAUACAGACUAACUACAUUGUUCAUUGCUGAAAUUUUAUAUAUAGGUAUGUAUUGUAAAGAUAUCCUGUAAACUCAUGAAUUGUAUACUGAAUUAUAUAGGCUUAUUUUUUCUUGCCACUCAUACUUUAUUUAUUCUCACAUUAUUUUAUUCCUUCCUAGAAUUUCCAUGCUGUUUGCCUAUUCUUUGUAAUUUAGUAUUUUUUUCAGAUUUUCCUUUGCUUACUUUUUAAGAUUCAGUAUUCUAUUUUACAUAGUAAAUGAUACUAUUUUCCAAAAAUCUAUACUAGCCAUGUUUUUUAUAUUUUCAUAUGAAGAAAAUCAUCCUUGACAUACUUACAUAUUAAGCAUAAAUAUUUAUAUUUGAGAUAUGUGAAAUGACAAGUAUUAUUCAUCAAUGUAUAUUGGAUACAUAUAAUCAUAAAGAGUAGAGUAUUUUUAAGGCCCUGAACAAGUAUAAACAAUCCCUUUGUGAGAGCUCAUAGCUGGAUACAUGUUGAGUCAUAUCAGAUGUUUUAAAUCCUGUUGCUUCAUUUUGUAUGGAAGAUAAACUUAAAGUGACCAUAAAAUAAUGUUAAGAAUGGGAAUGAGAAAUCCACUAAUGUAAGACAUGCAGUUAUCAGUACUUGUGGCUCUCUCUCUCUUUCAUUAAGGAAGCAUUUUGAUAGUCUUUUGAAUUAAUUGGUAACAAACAUUUGAGCUUCGAAGCCAAGUGCACUUCAACACUUCAACAAAGAAAUAACAUGUAAUUGGAGGUGAACAGCUUGAUGUAUUUAGAAUAAUAGGUGUUGUGCGUUUGUGUCAUUGUAAAGUGAAUGGCUUGAUGGACUUACCUUUACUUUCUUGCAUCUGAUUAUUACCACAAAUGUCAGGGUGAGGUGAUGGAUGACACUUGAGGGCCACUCAUGAUGCUUUUAUAAGUUGAUGUUCUUAACGUCUCAUAUCUCUCCACCUACCACCACUCUUUUCUUCUGGUACACGUGCAUUGUAUUCUACAAAGUACACGCAACCUUAGAGAAUAUUAGAAUAGUGUGUCCUGUGAGACUAGAUCACAUUGGUCUUGUGUAAGAAAAACAAAGAGAAUCUGUGAUGACUCAUUACCCAUUCCAGUCUUGCUUAAGUUGGACAUGAGAGAUCAACAGCAAGUAUCUUUUUAGCAACACAUGACCAGUUCUACAUGACUAAUGUGUAUAAUGUGAUGACACAAGAAUAUAAUUUGAUAUAUAGCUCAGAUUACACUUCAGGUGAUAUUAGAUGCCAAAUUUAGGGCUCCUAAUGUAAUAUAUGAAUGCUUGUGUGUUCAGUCCUCAGCUUGUGAGUGCUUAGAGGUUCCAGAGCUUAGCAGGAUGCUGUGGUCACUGCUCUGAGUGAGGAGGUUUUGUAUUCUGAAGUUAACAGCUAUUGUUUUGUCUUAUUUUCUUACCAGCAAUACAUAUGAAGUAUUAUGAACUAUUAUGAAUUACUUUAUGUACUGGGAUAACAUUCUGAAGUGAUCCCCACUCAUUCAUUACAAAUUAGAGGUAUAGUUGUGAGGUAUUAGGUAGAUUUUUUUGUCUCAGUUUCUGACCAGCAUUGUGUAUGAUCAGUUAUGUUAUUACAGAUGAGAUUUACUUUGAAAUUGAAGUUACAGUAUGAAGUUGUGAAGUGAAGAGUGAUUUUUAGUCUUAUUUUUCUAACUACCAUCACACAAGACCACUAUUAUAUGACCACUGUUAUGUUACUCUACAUAUGAAGGUCACAUUUUUUAAUGACCUCCACUUGUUCAUUACAAGGUAUAGGUAGUUGUGAGUUAUAUUUAAUGGUAUUCAUAGUUGUCCUGCUGACCAAUUAAUAUUAUCACACUGAGUAACUUGUACAGUCAAGGGCCUUCAUCCUGCAUGCCUACAUACCAGUCACUCUAUUAACACAUCUGCAUUUUCACCAUCACAGUAUUUGUUAGAAAGUCAACUAGAGCAAGUAGUGUUUUACAAUGUAGAUCUUCAACACUGUAGAUUAGUGAAAAAAGUGCCUCAAGUUAUUGAUUUUUUCUGUUCAUAAGUUAUCAACACUUAUGAAAGGCCAGUAGGUAGAUAUUACUGCAAGUUAAACAAAACCAGCUAUUUUAGCAUAGCAGUGCAAGGAUAAAAAAAUUGCAUGGCACUGAAAUAUACCCACUAGCAGGGGCUGAUGUUCCUUUGGGAGCACUGGCUUGUCUUAAGCACACAUGACAGACAACCUUGAGAAAACACGAAUAACAGCUUUCAUCUGCCCUAAGAGAUGACAUGUUUUAUAUGCACACACAAGAUACAUUCACUUUAUUUUUCCAGAUUUUGUAUCAUGCCCUUUUUAGAUUUAUUUAAUAGGUACUGACUAAAGGUGAAAACAGAGAAUGUCGACUCUUCUUUUACAGGAUACUGCUUGGAUGCUAAAAGUUGGAACUAAAAAGGAUUAGUUUAAAAUUGUCAGAGCAAACUGUAGACAAGCAUGUAUGGAGAGGUCAUGUGGCUCUACAAGACUGUACAGCAACUACUGGCUGUCACUCAUUUGGAGAAUGUGCUGGCAGAGUUCUUUAGGUGUAGAGUGAAUGGGUAUGUUGGGUAUGUAACUCAGUGUGUGUAUAUGUAGCCUGUAGGAGGAUUAUGUAUAGGAAAAAUACAAAAAAUAAAUUAGGGAGAAGUCGUAAUAUUGUGAAUUAGUCUUGGAAAUCUACAUACAUACAAGUGUAGUCUUAAAACAGUGUGAUGAGCAGCAGUGACUUGAUGUUUGGUGCCAGUAUGAGGGAAAAAAGGAGUAAUUUUAAGGCCCACUAAGUUAUUUUUGGAACCUUUGUAUAGCGACAUUUUAGGUAUGUAUUUGGUGCGAGUUUCCAAGUAUUAGUGUGUGUUCAAGAUGCAUUACUAGCACACCAUGCGGCCUAGACCACUGAAAUGCUUCUUAUCUAAAUCAAUAUAAAUCAAUAUACAUAUAUAUAUAUAUAUAUAUAUAUAUAUAUAUAUAUAUAUAUAUAUAUAUAUAUAUAUAUAUAUAUAUAUAUAUAUAUAUGUUAUUUUCUGAUUGAAUUUUUCUCUCUUAGUUAAUUUAGAAGUCAUUGACAACUUCAAAAAUUUUUUCCUCCACUUUAUUAGACUUUUUUUUUUUUUUUCAAGAUUUUUAGGAUUGUAUUGUACACUUUGUUUUUUUACAUUAAGUUACAUAUGAACUAAAAGGUUCUUAUUAAUCUCAGUUACAGUAUUUAUAAUUUAUUUAAGGUUUAGUCAAACUACUAAUAAGUUUAAGAUAUAUACUUUUUAUCACCUAGUUUUGUAUUUUUUUUUUUAAGCAUUCAACAUUUUUUUCUGUAGUUUUAUAACUAACUUUUCUUUUCUUUUUUGUUUUGUUUGCAUGUGCAGACCCUCUGUUACGUGUGUGGCGUGUUGCCAAAUAGGAACUGAGAGUGUUUAGCUACAGACUGGUUCUCACCGCUGAGUCAGAGGUUGUAGCUACAGUGGAAGCUCAGUAUUUCACAUUUUUCCCUUCAUUCCAGUUGUAAAUGUACAGUCAUGAUCAGUAGUAAGGUAACCUGCCACACUUGCUUGCACUGAGUUUUAUAUUCUUCAGUCUUAAGUCCUGAGAUGUGCUGACAUUGUAUCUGUUGUUUGGUUUUGUAAAAAAGACUGGCAGUAGACUAGAGGACUUAGAUCAAGGGAAGAUGCUAGAGUGGAAGUGAGUGACAGGUUACUUAACUCAUGAAUUUUUACUGUACAUUCAAAACUAGAUAAUUAAAGCAAAAAGAUAUAAAGUGUAUCAGAAAGUAGAUGCUUAGGAAUAUACUCUAAAAACCAGGGAAAGAUAAACACUUCAAAAAUAGAUGCUCAAGAAUGUGAUACUGCCAAAAAAAAAAAAAAAGGAAAAAUAUAAAUAAAUGAGAAAGUAGAUGCUCAGGAACAUGAUACUAUUUAAAAGUGGAAAAGUUAUGUGUAGAAGAAGUUGAUGCUUAAGAAUAUGAUACUUAAUAAAAAAAAAAUAAAUAAAUAAGUGGAAAAAGGUGUGAGCAAAUAAGAAAUAAGAUACUUGAGAAUUUAAUACUACUGAAGGAAAAGUAAAAAAAAUGUAAAUUGGGAACUUAAUACUUAAAUAUAUGGUAUUAUCUAAAAAGAUGUAAAGUCACUCAGAAAAUAGAUACUUAAAAAUAUGAUAGUAUGUACUUCAGAGAAAAUAUGUGUAACACAAGAUCACUUUUGGUAUUCAAUUCUUAUUAUGAUAAAUUUAAUUCAGUCACAAAUUACUUGAAAUAUUGUCUAAAUGCAUUUAUGUUUACUUAGACAAUGGGGAUCUCAUUGAUUCCAUUUUGUUGGCAUAAUACAUAUGGAUGCUCUUUCAGUAGGUUUUAAUCUUGUGUCCUUUGUUAAUAAUGCACCAGUGAUGACAAGUGUAAUGUGUUUGGGAUGACAGUUCACAUCAGUGAUCAGUAACUCAAUGUCUAUCUUUGUAAUACAAUGGAUACUUGGCCUAAGACUCAUUUGACUUAUGUGCUAACCAACCAAAAAAAUUUUGUAUAUAUUUUUUUUAUUUUGCUUGCAACAGCUAACUUGGCAUAUGGUUAAAUUGUCACUUGUGUGAGUACAAAAUUUAUAUAUUUUUUUGUCGCUAUAAUCAUACAUUUGUUAAUGGUAAAAACUGUGCUAUCCAUUCUUUAUAUGCAUUUUACUGCACUUUUAAAUGACAAAAUCCUUUUUUGAAUUCUUUGCAUUUUCCAAUAAUAAAGUCUUUCCAUCUAAUUGCAUUUUGCUUCUAGCACUGAUUUUGGAACAGAUUAUGGUUGUAAGCCAAGUAUACCAGUGUAUAAGUUAAUUACAGUUUACAAGACAAAGUACUUUCCUUAAAAACUGUUUGUAAAAUAAAAAUAUGUAAAUCAAGAUCAGCAACAAAUUUUAAAUGUUUCAGUUGAUACAUACUUGAGUAUUUAAAAUUUUUCUUCCUUAUAAGUGUGAAUUCUGCACUUGUAUAUCAGAACAAUGGACAAAAUUGUUUUAUAGCUUUGAAAAUUUAUUGCAUGUUCAUGAAUUCCAAUUUGUAUGUAUGUGAAAUCCCUUACUUUCCUUUUCAAAUGUAGAAGAAAUGGUUAAGUAGACACAGACAAGGAAAUCAGCUUCACCAUCAGUCCCAAAGAGCACUCAGAGAAAACUAGGAUCCAAGGUACUUGUAUAGAAAUAGCUGCUGGCACGCCGCUCCUGCUUCAUGCAUACUCCUGUACAAGCCUGCCAAUACUCAGUCUAGGGUCACACAUGUUGUGUGGCUGUAGUGUUUGUUGCUCACUGACUUCAACUGAAAACUGAGCUUCUGCUGUUAGAUUUCAGCGUGUGUUUAUAUGAGUGUGUGUGUGUGUGUGUGUGUGUGUGUGUGUGUGUGUGUGUGUGUGUGUGUGUGUGUGUGUGUGUGUGUGUGUGUGUGUGUGUGUGUGUGUGUUAUCAUGAUAAGAAAAUGGAACAAGUUCUGAUGCACAAGGCAAUCCCCAUUUUAUCAGUAGUUGAACAAGAAUGAAUAAAUCUCCCUCAUCAGGUGAAAACCCAUGAAGUUCAUAUGUAUGUACGUAUGUAGGUAUUGCCAAAUCUGAAGCGCUUUUGAAAAAAGAACCUAGUUAAGUUAUUGUAAGUUGAAGUUAAAUCUCAGUAAGUGUUAGGUUAAGAAUACCAAUUGAAAUUAGCAUGCAAUCUUAAUUUUGUCUUUUUUAAAAUUAAUGUAACACUGAUGCAAUAAUUCUGAGGAUUGUUAUAACUUGGAAAACGAAAAAAAAAAUAAAUAAAACAAAAGUAUGUAUAUGCUAAUUCUUGCAUAGUUUUGUUGGUAAUGUGUGCAAUUUUUAGCUGAGGCUUUUUGUGAUAUUGGAAAUAGGUCUUGAAGCAUAACUCCUGCCUGGUGUUCUGUGUGAGGGAUGCUGGACAUUAUGUUUAAUUUUUUUGUCCUGUGUAUAGUGUUGUUCUAUGAUAAAUUAUAUGAUAUUCC